This is a messenger RNA of Rhipicephalus microplus (southern cattle tick), 1029 nucleotides long. RefSeq lists its product as uncharacterized. Lineage: Eukaryota; Metazoa; Arthropoda; Arachnida; Ixodida; Ixodidae. The record is from RefSeq and is a predicted model, not a curated record.
UGUGAGCUCUUUUCCUACAGCGGUUGGAAAAGGACUUUCCAGACUACCUCGAGGCUCUCAACAAUGCCUGUAAAAGGAGUGGGAAGAAGUUUCAGCGCAGAGACUUAUGAAGCUAUUUUGCUGACGAGCAAGUCUACGAUUUUGUGUGUAAAGUUCCUUCUCGAGAGCGGUUUCUUUUAUGUUUUGACGAGGAACCUCUCAACCGACCUUGUGGAACUCCUCUUCAGUUCUCUACGGCAAAUGGCCGGUGGCAAUGACUGCCCGGAUGCAAGAGCCCUGACGUUCAGCCUGGAGAAGAUCUUCAGGACUGGCAACAUCUGCCCAUCCCAGUCUUCAAACGUCGAGGACGGGCAGGCUGUCUUGAGCGUACAUGGCGCUUCCAUGAGCGUGACAUCCCCUGUACUGGAUGUUCCAGCUGAAGCAACAGCACAAGCUGCCACACCUGUUUCGACUGAGACAUGUCAAGUUGCCCUAGCCAGUUGCACUGCACCUGAAGACGUUGUGAUGGAAAUCGACGGGCUCUUUACACCAGUGAAAGCACUGCCUCUGCAGCGGCCACCGUCAACCAUAGUGAAUGCUAGCAUUGCUUACAUAGCCGGGUUUGUGGCAAAAGCAGUCGAGGAGCAGAGAACAUGUACCUUCUGCCCUUCCCUCCAUCAAUCAGAUGGAUCCAGUCCUGUGCUAAUGGGGCUAAUUAGCCUGAAGUCAAGGGGUGGCCUAACUUUCCCAAAGCCUGAAUUUGUCAUGGCACUUGUGACCAUUAAGAAGGCUGUUGACAUUGCCCUGCCGCACAUAAAAAAGAGCAAUGUGCGUCAGCAACUGGCUGAACUGAUUUUGCCUCACCUUGAGCAGUGCCCCCUUUUUGUAUGCCCGGCAAGAGAUGAGCAUGGUACGAGCACACUGUCAGUGGUCUUCGACAAGUCUAUUAAGCCACUCUUGUCCAAUGUCGGUGCGGCUGUGACAGACAGGGCCGCUUACCGGAAAAAGCUUGCAUGUAAGCCACUGUACCGAAAAGCGCUGCGCGUGUAA